AUGGCUCCUACUCCUGAGCCUCCACCGAUCAACAUUGAACCUGAAUAUUGUCCUCAAGCGGUGACGCAAUGGUACUAUCUCGCAUCACUACCAAGUAACAGGAGAGAAUGUUCAUUACGCAGGGACCUAUCGUUACAAGCCAAGAAACAUCUUCGUUAUCUGGGUUGGACAUUUUGGUACAUCGACAAGAAAGAUAAGUGGGAACUGCGUUACACAUCACCCAUCACCGGCAAGAAUCACAUUUCUCUCGCAAGGGCAUGUAAAGCUUGCAUAGAAGAGGGAGGCUGCAUUGAAAACCCUCAAGAUUUUCAAGAAAACAACGUUGUUCAUGUCGAAUAUCCUACUUCUGAACCAAAAAAGGAGAAAAGAGAAUCCGAAAAGAAAACUAGGCUGUGCAAGAGAAGACAAAAGGAUGAUCACGGUGAUGAGUUGGGAGAAGGCUCUAGUUCUAUGAAUGGCAGAAGAGGUAAGCCUGCGCGGUCAAUCAAGGGUGAGACACCAUCUUCUAGGUCUUCACAACCCCAUCGUCGAACCCUUAUCCCAUGGUUGAUAGAAAACAGUGCUGUGGGUUUAGAUUCCGUGGUAUCCUGUCGUGGUUCAAAUGGCGUGGUCAAGAAAGGGAAGCUAUCGUACAAUGGCAUAGCUUGUGAUUGUUGUGGCAAGUUUUUUUCUCCCACUCGCUUUGAGGCUCAUGCCAGGUGUCAAAAACACAGACCAAAUGCUAGCAUUUUCUUGGAAGAUGGAAGGUCAUUGUUAGAUUGUAAAAACGAGGCCUUGAGUUCUCAGCGAAAUGGGUUUGUGAAAGAAGAGGAAAUCGAUGACUGUGGUUAUCCAAAUGACAGCACGUGUGCUGUUUGUCGUUACGGUGGUGAACUUGUGCUGUGUGAUGGAUGCCCCUCUUCGUUCCACCUCAAGUGUUUAGGUUUAACCGUUGUCCCAGACGGUGAUUGGUUCUGCCCACUUUGCUGUUGCAAAAUAUGCAGGCGACCCAGAUGCAGAGAUGACCAUGCUCAUAAUGUGGGUGUUAACAGCAUUCUAGUUUGUCCUCAGUGUGAGAGAAAAUACCAUUUUGGAUGCUUAAAAGCUCCAGCAUCAUCACAUACCAUGUUGGAAAAGGAAGAAGAUGAUGUUGGUAACAGGAAUUGGUUUUGCAGUAGAGACUGCGAGAAGAUAUUUUUCGGUCUGCAGGAGCUUCUGGGAAAAAACAUUAAUGUUGAUGCAGAUAAUGUUACUUGGACGCUGUUGAAGGCAGUGAAAAGGGAUAGCAGUGGAGAAGAUUAUCUUAAUUUGGAAGGAGUUGAAGGUUUGAGUGAAAACGAAAGGAAGCUGAGUGUAGCUCUUGAUGUAUUGCGUGGGAGUUUUGAUCCGAUUAUUGACGCUUUUUCUGGUAGAGAUUUGAUAGCAGACGUUGUUUUCAGCAGAGGGUCAGAACUGGGUCGGUUGAACUUUAGUGGAUUUUACACUGUGGUUCUGGAGAAGGAUAAAGAAGUGGUUUCUGCUGCUACUGUGAGGAUUUUGGGGAAGAAUGUUGCGGAAAUUCCGUUUGUGGCUACUAGGAUGCAGUGUAGAAGACAAGGAAUGUGUAGCAUGUUGAUGAAUGAGAUUGAAAAACAGUUAAGUUACUUGGGAGUGGAGAGGUUGGUUCUGCCUUCGUCGUGCAGUGCGAUAAACACUUGGACAAAAUCAUUUGAUUUUGUAAAGAUGAAACCUUCAGAUAAGUCUAAGCUACUUGAUUAUGUUUUUCUCAACUUCGAGGGUACCAUCAUGUGCCACAAACCUUUGUUGCAAGAAACUUAUGUAUGA
Molecule: messenger RNA, 1803 nt
Organism: Vigna unguiculata (cowpea)
Lineage: Eukaryota; Viridiplantae; Streptophyta; Magnoliopsida; Fabales; Fabaceae
Product: increased DNA methylation 1-like
Biological process (GO): regulation of transcription by RNA polymerase II; negative regulation of DNA-templated transcription
Cellular component (GO): nucleus
Molecular function (GO): transcription corepressor activity; acyltransferase activity, transferring groups other than amino-acyl groups
Source: RefSeq, a predicted model, not a curated record